This is a messenger RNA of Thamnophis elegans (Western terrestrial garter snake), 1105 nucleotides long. RefSeq names its product heparan sulfate glucosamine 3-O-sulfotransferase 2-like. Gene Ontology annotation, molecular function: [heparan sulfate]-glucosamine 3-sulfotransferase activity. Lineage: Eukaryota; Metazoa; Chordata; Lepidosauria; Squamata; Natricidae. The record is from RefSeq and is a predicted model, not a curated record.
AUGGCGCUCGGCCGGCGGAGGCGGCGGCUGCGGCGCUGCCGGGCGCUGCUGCUGGGCGCGCUGCUCUCGCUCUCGGGCACCUGCCUCUGCUACAGCCUGCUGCUCCUCUGCUGCGCCCCCCAGCCGCCCCCCGACGCCCGCUGCCCGCCCGCCCUGCCCGCCGCCCGCAAGAAACUUCUGCAGAAGUGGCGCGCCUGCCCCGCCGCGCCGCCCUCCGGCCGCCACCCGCCCGCCCCAUCGUCCCGGCCGGCGGGAGACGGGGGCGGCGGGAGCAGCCGGGCCAAGGCGGCGGUGGCCAAGCGGCUCCCGCACGCGCUGAUCGUGGGCGUCAAGAAGGGCGGCACCCGCGCCGUGCUGGAGUUCAUCCGUGGCCACCCGGGCGUGCGCGCCCUCGGCACCGAGCCCCACUUCUUCGACCGGCACUAUGCGGGCCUGGAGUGGUACAGGCACCUGAUGCGCACCCUGGACAGCCAGAUCACCAUGGAGAAGACCCCCAGCUACUACAUCACCCGGGAGGCUCCCCAGCGGAUCUUCAACAUGUCCCAGAACACGAAGCUGAUUGUGGUGGUGAGGAAUCCGGUCACCAGAGCCAUCUCGGACUACACCCAGACCCUCUCCAAGAGGCCGGACAUCCCCACCUUUGAGGGGCUCUCCUUCCGCAACCGCAGCCUUGGCCUGGACACUUCCUGGAGUGCCAUCCGCAUUGGCCUCUAUGCGCUGCACCUGGAGAGCUGGCUCCAGUACUUCCCGCUCUCCCAGAUCCACUUCGUCAGCGGAGAGCGGCUCAUCACGGACCCUGCAGCGGAGAUGGCCAGAGUGCAGGACUUUCUGGGCCUGAAACGGCUCAUCACCGAGAAACACUUCUUCUUCAACAAGACCAAGGGCUUCCCCUGCUUGAAGAAGGCCGGGGGAGGCACACUGCCCCCUGCCUGGGGGAAGUCCAAGGGCAGGCCUCACGUCCAGAUUGACCCAGAUGUGCUGGAGCAGCUACAGGACUUCUACCGCCCCUACAACAUCCGCUUCUAUGAGGCCGUGGGGCGAGACUUCCGGUGGGAAUGAGAGAGGCCUUGGGGGGAGGGGGACAGGCAGGGGGAGCCGCUUCAGC